Messenger RNA from Gastrolobium bilobum, 1571 nucleotides. RefSeq names its product probable E3 ubiquitin-protein ligase RHB1A. Gene Ontology annotation, molecular function: ubiquitin-protein transferase activity. NCBI's taxonomy places the organism in Eukaryota, Viridiplantae, Streptophyta, Magnoliopsida, Fabales, Fabaceae. The transcript has 5 exons. Bases 358 to 933 code for a protein of 191 amino acids. The record is from RefSeq and is a predicted model, not a curated record.
GGACAAAGCUACUUAUGAAAGAGAAACGAGUGGAGCGCAUACACUAUGGACAACAACCCACCAACAACAACAGUAACAACAAAAAAGUAACCAACGUAAUACAUAGAUUCAAAGGUUUCACGCUUCACAAAUUCACAACCCCCUCAAACCCUUUUCGUUUAACUCAAUUCUCAUCUCUUCCUUCCAUUAAAGGUAUCUUUUUUAUGGACUGUAAUCCUUUUCUACCUUAAAGUGGCAGUAGCGGAAUAGACACAUAAAGUAUGAUAGCCUCCGAUCCUCUUUCGAUCCCAAAUAACUGAAGAGGAUGAGAAUAUCACUGGUAGUUUUGAUUAAAUAACAGAAACGAAUUGCUGGAAAAUGGGAGGUUGCUGUUGUUCUGCCAGAAAACCUCACCUGCAUGGAACACCAGUGUAUUACUAUUGCCCACCAACUUUAGAAGAGCGUGAGUCGUUAACCUCUAAUGAUGGCACGGCUGCUUCACUCACUGCUGGAUUGCUUGUAAGCUUGAACCUGGAAACAUCCACACCUGAUACUUACCAGCCCCCUCCUGCACCUUUGCCAUAUGAUAUGGUCCUUGGAUGCCCAGCUUCAACAGAUUCUGAUUCAGGCAGAGAAACAGUUAGUGGUAGUAGUUUUGAAACUUUAAUUACGUGUGAUGAUCUUGAAGAAUCUGAGUGCAAAGCUCAAGCUAAUUCUUCACCUAUAUCUCCAAGGAAGUCAGAACUGCCAAAAUCAAAUGAAUCUCAUGCAUUAGUGACCGAAGAAGAGGACGUCUGUCCAAUAUGUCUUGAAGAAUAUGAUGUUGAGAAUCCUAAAACUCUGACGAAAUGCGAGCAUCACUUUCAUCUGUCUUGCAUUCUUGAGUGGAUGGAAAGAAGUGACUCCUGUCCUAUAUGUGAUCAGGAGAUGAUAUUUGACCAGACACUGAACUAGUUUGGUUGUUUCAAAAGAAAAGCUUGCUAAAUGAGUGAAGGAUAUAAAACUUAUUGUUUGAUAACUGGUUAGAUGAUGGUACAGAUUCAUUUUCAAGUCAUCGUUCAUUUAAAAAGUCAUUGUUUUAGUGGACUCAUUUCAUUGGGGAUACAAUCUGUGAGGAGAAGAAUGAGGAGAUUUUGACAGAAUGCUGCACCACAUUGCAUGUCUCUUUGACUGCAAUUCCUCAGGUUGGAAUUUACCUAUUUUUAGUGAAAGAAUACAGCAUAUCUCAAGAUGAAGAAAUUCAUGUUCAGAGAAUGGCUCUUUCUUUUUUUUAAGUAUUGCUUGGCUGCUCUCCAUUUUCUUGUACAAAUUUCUCAAUAUUUAUUUGUUUGUCUAUGUAAUUUUCUUUGUGGGGAAAAAAUGUAUACUGGUCUUGUAAAUCAAGUCUGCAUUUACAUUUUGAUUACAUUUUCAAUGUAAAUAUUCUGGUGGAUACUGGGGAUCCCAUCUUUUGUUGUAUGGCCAAUGAGUAAUGACCAAGUAUACCUUAAACCCCAUUCUUUUUUAUUAAAUUUUCUUCUGGCUGGUGCCAAAAGGGUUGAUUGUGAACAUUGUUAAUCAAUGUAUUGUAAAUUCUGCUGGUUUUCUGUUUG